Messenger RNA from Andrographis paniculata, 1408 nucleotides. Its product is annotated as septum-promoting GTP-binding protein 1-like. Gene Ontology annotation, molecular function: GTPase activity; GTP binding. Lineage: Eukaryota; Viridiplantae; Streptophyta; Magnoliopsida; Lamiales; Acanthaceae. The record is from RefSeq and is a predicted model, not a curated record. Bases 330 to 1193 code for a protein of 287 amino acids. The transcript has 6 exons.
CCAAAACAAACUGCCCGCCCAAAACUCGGUCAACCAUUGUCCAGUCCCCACAAGCAUCGGUACCCACCCGCUACUGUGUCGAAACGACGCCCACAAACACAAUAACCCCAUAAAGAAACAACCAAUAAUUCCACCAACGCAAGAACAACAACAGAUCUCCAUUCCAGAGGAUUGGAUUUGAAGGAUUGGAUCCCCCUCCCUCUUCAAAUCCAUCCCCCAUUUCCCAUUUCUGUUCGUAUUCUUCUUAUUCCUCCUGCAAGUGGGACGCCAUUGCCAAUUAGGUUAAUUAAUUGAUUGUUUGAUUGAUUGAUUGACUGAUUGAUCGCAUUAUGAUGCAUCAUCGUGAGCAGCAGCUCCCCACGAAGACGAAGACGACGACGACGACGAAGCUUCAGUUGAGCCUAAAGAAGUCAGUCCUCUGGCGGAUCUCCACCCUUCGCCGAUGUCUCCGUUCCUUCUGGAAGCGAUUCCAUGCUUGUUGGAUGCUCAAAUCCUCCGUCAAGUGCCGCCAUUAUCGAGCCGCCGGUGCCUUCUCGUCUCCCCCUCCCCCACAUCCGCCGGCGAAAAGUACUGCUGCGGCGGUCGUUGAUCACGGCAGGGACCCUUCAGAUUUAGUCUCUUUGAAGAUUACUUUGUUCGGCGAUUCCCACGCUGGGAAAACAAGUUUCUUGACAACAUUUGUAGGAGAAGAGCAAGGGCAGAAGCAGAAGCGGAAGCAAGUUGCAGUGACAGGAAUAAACCAGGUGGUGGCUAAAACAUUAGAUGUCAAAGGAGCAAGAAUUUCUUACAGUGUUUGGGAAGUGGAAGGUGAUCAUUCAUCACUUGCCCACAUUCAAACAGCCUGCAAAGAUUCUGUGGCUAUACUCUUCAUGUUUGAUCUUACAAGUCGACGCACGUUAAACAGUGUGAUCAAAUGGUAUCAAGAAGUCAGAAAAUGGAACCAGGCUGCGAUCCCAGUAUUAAUUGGAACCAAAUUUGACGAGUUUGUCAAAUUACCAAUAGAUCUGCAGUGGGCAAUUUCCAAGCAGGCAAGAUCAUAUGCCAAGGCACUCAAGGCCACAUUAUUCUUUUCAAGUGCAACAUACAAUAUAAAUGUGAACAAGAUAUUCAAGUUCAUCACAGCAGAGCUCUUCAAUCUGCACUGGAACUUGAAGCGCAACCUCACCGUUGGCGAGCCCAUCAUCGAUUUCUAACUUCAAUUUUCUUUUAGGACAAUCACAGUCAACCAGUCACUGGACAUUGAUUUAGCUUCAUGGUGUCCACUGAAUUUGUGUUGUUUUUCUUUUGUGUAAUUUUAGUUUUGCAGAAGAGUGUAAAGCAGAGGAAUUUAUGCAGUGCUUGUAGAGAUCAUUGCUGCCUCUUGAAAUUCUCCUAUUUAUGUUUCAAUAAAAAUCCCUUUUCCUUUUCU